AUGGAUGGCAAAUAUCUAAUUGGAAGCCAGGGCAGCGAGUACCUCCAUCAGCAGCUUUCGAACAAUGAGCCUGCAAUAGUUAUAUCAAACUUUCAAGAACGUUAUGGUCUUGCGCUGGAAGACGUUGACGUGAACGCAAUUUACCCUCUGCUUGAACAAUCAGGAAUGUCGAGGCACGCUAUUCACAUUGGGAUAUUGAAUGCUCUGUCUAAUGAAAUGAUAAAGAAAAUAGAGAGGGAACCGUGGGAUCAGAAGAGAUACGAUGACUUUUUGCGCAAAACUUUGCCAAUGAUCCAUAUAAAGCAGCUGCGUGCUGCCAUACUCGCUCUGCUUGCAAAGUACCCAGAUCGAAUAAAUUCACAACUCUAUGAAAUCCUAUCUCAUAACCACUUUGUACUGCGUGAGGCUCCAUUGGAAGUCAAACGCGGCUUUUUUGUGCGAGAUAAGAAUAUGUUUAAAGACGUGAUCGGUUCCAGAGUGGCCGAGUAUCAAAAAGAUCUUCAAUUACGACAGAUGGCACGAGAAAUACGAGGUGCCGUGGUAGUGGAGGUUUUAGAUGCAAGAAAGAAUCACAAGUUUGUUCAGGAAGUUGUGGAAAUUGUUAAUGACAGUGUUGAGCUCUUUGAUGAUGUUCAGAGAGUAUUUAGAGAGCUGUUUACAAUGUUGGGGUGGCCGUCAAUAUGUUCGUUUCGAUUCGAUUUUUUUAUGGCAAUGCAAUCUGCUGGGAAGAUUCAGAUGUGCAAGAGAGACCCAUCGUUUGAAUUAAUUUGGUUUAUCAACGAUGGAUUAAGAAAAGGCUUUGAUGAUGAAACACGGGUUAAUUCUAUACAAGCAUCUUUAGCGAAAUACAAGCGAAACAGUUCAAAGGAAUUUGGAGACAUCGCAAUGAUUUUCCAAGAUCCCUUAGUUGCCAACGUACUUGCAACUCGUGUAUAUAGCCGUUUGAGAGACCUAGCUGCCAAUCCCGACGAGCCUCAACGUGAUGCUAAUGUCGUCUGGGCCACAGAGAUACUAAAUAUUGGAUGUGAGGCUCACAGAAUGUUUCGUGCUAGAGACUUCAACAUGCCCCAAGUAGAUGCCGGUGAAAUAUACAAUUAUUUCUAUUAUCGAUUGUUGACAUUAAUGCUUGACGAUGCAAAGACAGCGGAUAGGUAUGAGGCGACGUCUGACAAAGUGGCGACUCAAUGGGAAGAGAAAGAGCUUACAUCUUUGCGAGAAAGCGAAGUGUGUCGAAAGAUAUUUAGUCAGUAUGUAAUAGAACGACUCGAGAAAGGAGAUAUAAUGACAGUUCGACGGGUGAUUCCAUAUAUUAAGGAAACACUGCCACCAGCAGACAAUCCGAAUGUCGCUUAUCACGAAAGUUACGAAUCGCUUAUACAGACCUUUAUAUCUAUCCUUAUAAGGACAUAUCGUCCUCGCUUGGUAUUGCACCAAAGUUAUGUCAAGCUAGUAGAUGACUUUCUUGUCCCUAUUUCUAAAUGGAGCGGAUAUACACACCAACUGGUUGUAAAGCUGCUGUGCGAAUUUUUCUCAGAAGACUUGGCGGCACUGUUAAGUAAGAGAGGCAAAGUGGAUAGGAUGAACUUGGUUAAGACUUGGAUUGAGAAGAUAUGUGAGGCGGGAUCUAGAGAUCCUAAGUAUGUAACUUCGCUAAGGAGACUGUACCUUGAUCUUAAAAUAAGAUCGCAAAGAACGUUUGGUGGAGCUCAUAGAAUCACGCGAGUCGAAUGUCCG
Messenger RNA from Paraglomus brasilianum, 1734 nucleotides. The record is from the annotation of a GenBank genome assembly. NCBI's taxonomy places the organism in Eukaryota, Fungi, Glomeromycota, Glomeromycetes, Paraglomerales, Paraglomeraceae.